Messenger RNA from Bemisia tabaci, 1998 nucleotides. RefSeq names its product arginyl-tRNA synthetase, mitochondrial (gene ArgRS-m). Gene Ontology annotation, biological process: mitochondrial translation; arginyl-tRNA aminoacylation. Lineage: Eukaryota; Metazoa; Arthropoda; Insecta; Hemiptera; Aleyrodidae. Gene Ontology annotation, molecular function: arginine-tRNA ligase activity; ATP binding. Gene Ontology annotation, cellular component: mitochondrion. The record is from RefSeq and is a predicted model, not a curated record.
UCGUGAUAAGUUUGAGGCUAGGUCUUCAUUUUAGAGUUAGUUAAGUUACGAUAAAUUAAUUAUUUUGUAGAAACUAUGAUGUGUAUACCAAUAAUUUUAUCAGCUAAACUUAUGCGUACCUAAAUCACAUCUUCAGUCAUUACUUAAGGUCGUAUGUUUGUUUGUUUUGUUAUUUUAUCAAGAAAUCAAGCGCGUCCAAAAGUUGAAAAGUGAUCGGCAGGGAUGAUAUUUGUCGGUUUCAUUGACGCAGAACUAAAAAAUGGGAAUGAGGAUAAAAAAUCACAUCGUAAUGAAGGUAUUGGAUUAUAUAAAGGAGGCAGGUUGCAAAGAUGUCAGUCAUAAACACAUCUACGAAAAUCUCCGAGUUUUUCCAUGCAAUGAAUCAGAUAUCAAAGUUACUUUACAGGUGUCUCCCUUAUCAUGCAAAUUUGUGAAACCUUAUGAGCUUAGAAAUAUCAAAAAAGACAGUAUUAUUCAAGAUAUUUUCAGAGAGCCGAAAGGAAGCAAUGUUUCAUUUUUGGUCGAGAAGUCACAGUUUAUUUCUAGCUGCUUACAGGAGAUUCAAACUCUCAGUUUCCCGACAAUUCCUAAAGAGCGCAUUGUCAUUGAUUUCAGCUCGCCGAAUAUUGCAAAACCUUUCCACAUUGGGCAUUUUCGUUCAACCAUAAUCGGCAAUUUCAUAGCAAAUCUUUGCACUUUCUUGGGAAACGAUGUGACGCGGCUGAACUAUCUUGGAGACUGGGGUACCCAGUUUGGCCUCUUGAGAAUCGGGUUAAAAUUUUUAGAAAUCUCGGAGGAGCAGCUGAAAGAGAAUCCAGUUCAGAAGUUGUACGAUGCAUAUGUCAAAGGCAAUGCUCUGGCAGAUAAUAGUUUAGCAUUGUACCAAAAAGCAAAAGAGGAAUUCACCAGCUUGGAACGAGGCAGCAAUCCGGAAAUCAUGGCCUCGUGGGCAAUGUUUAAACAGUACACGAUAGAUGAUCUUGCCAAGACGUACAAGCGGUUGAAUGUGAACUUUGACCAAUACUCGUGGGAAUCAGACUACGCGGCUUUCAAGAUACAGCAUGUACUCAGUCGUCUCAUUCCCUUGGCCAGCGAAAGAGACAAUGGUCUUCAGGUAGUGGUAUUGGACAAUGGGAAAGAGGCUCCAAUACUCAAAAGUGAUGAUUCCACAUUGUACCUCACACGUGACAUAGCUGCAGCAAUAGAUCGCUAUGAGAAGUACAAUUUCUCUGCCAUGUUGUACGUAGUGGAUAGAAAUCAGGCAGAACAUUUUGGUUCAUUGUUCAAAAUUCUGGAAAAGCUUGACUACCCUUGGGCCAAAAAUCUGGUGCAUGUGCAGUUCGGUCGUGUCAGGAAAAUGAGCACCCGUAAAGGAGAAGUUGUCUUCUUGACAGAUAUUUUGGAUCAGGCAAAGGAACUUAUGAUCCAAAGACAGAAACAAACUUCCACAACCAAAGAUUUAUCUUUUUCAAAUUCUGAUGAUCUGGGGAUUUCAGCACUUAUUGUACAUGACCUGAAGCAUAAACGUAAUGCUGACUUCGAUUUCAAAUGGAGUGAAGUCUUAAAAGUUGAAGGAGAUGGUGGAUUGAAACUGCAAUACACGCAUUGUCGCUUGGUUAGUCUCAGAGAAAAAGUAGACCUCUCUCUGCCCUCACAGUGUGAUCCCUCAGUUCUAACCGAACCGGAAGCGGUGGCACUUGUAGCUCAAAUUGCUGCGUUUGAUGAUGCUAUCAUCAGGGCAUAUUAUAGUCUAGAAGCGAACGUUCUUGUGCAUUAUCUAUUUCAACUUAGUAAUUGCACCAAUAGAUGUCUGAAAGUUUUGCGGGUGAAAGAUGAGCCGCCAGAUAUUGCCUGCCAACGUCUGCUUCUGUUCCACACUGCCGAACUAGUCUUAAAACAAGGAAUGAAAUUACUGGGCCUCAAACCACUUGACUGCAUGUAAAUUAAGUUAUCUUAAGAAAACGGAAGGGUUGAAAUAAAUAGCUGUUUCGACCAUUC